AGCCGCUGAGCGCCUCUUGACGCGCUCGCGCCCGUCCGCCGCCACCGAUGCCGCCUUCGUUCUGGGUGCCGCACCCUGACCUCGUCUGGGCGCCGUGCGCGAAGAAGUCGGACGGCGUCUACGCGGACGAGGAUGGCAAGCAGGUGUUUCAUUCGGGCUCUGUGAACGAGGUGAAGGAUUCGCAGAUAGAGGGCGCAGACGACGUCUGCAAUAUCGACGUCGUCACCGAGGCAGUGCUGCUGCACAACGUGCGCCUAAGAUACAAGCGCCAGGUGAUCUACACGAACAUCUCCAGGAUCCUCGUCGCGGUGAACCCGUUCAAGAAGAUCGCCAUCUUCGGCGAGGAAUGGUUGAAGAGGUACAUUCAGCCUUCCGCCGAGGAUCGCACGACGCCGCACAUCUACAACGUCGGCUACGACGCCGUGACAGGCAUUAUGGCGAGCGGCAAGCGCAGCCAGGCGGUGCUAGUCAGCGGCGAGUCGGGGGCCGGCAAGACGGAGUCCGCGAAAUUGGUGUUGGGCUACAUUGCAGCGUACUCCUCCGGCAGCGGGCAGCGCUACGACAUGAGCGCGGGCGAGGCGGCGAAGGCGGGCCCCAAGCGCACCCUUUCGCGCUACUCGUCCACGCUGACAGAGGGUAAGGUCGACAUCCAGGACCAGAUCAUGAAGACGAACCCUAUCCUGGAGGCCUUUGGAAACGCGAUGACCCAGAGGAACAACAACUCCUCCCGCUUUGGCAAGUGGCUUGAGCUGAGCUUCGACGGCCGCGGCCAGAUAGCCGGUUGCCAGAUCGUCGACUACGUCCUGGAGCUCACCCGCGUCACAGGCACCGCAAAGGUGGAGCGAAACUACCAUGUAUUCUUCGCCCUCGCACAUAUGCGCGACAGCAACGAGCUGCAGGGCCUGGGCAUGUUGCCGCCCAGCAAGUACAGCUACCUCAAGGAUUGCGUGCAGCAGGCGCCGAGCCUCAACGACGCCCAGAUCUUCGAGGAGAUCGUGGAGGCGUUCCAGUCGCUCGAGUUCGAGGCGUCGCUGCAGAAGGAGAUCUUCAGCGUCGUGGCAGGCAUAUUGGAGCUCGGAAACGUCAAGUUCGCAGAGGUCGGCGAGUCUCUGGCGUUCGCGGAAGAGGCGAAGGACCUGUCCGAGGGGCGGCUCCAGGGGGCAAAGACCCAGGACCUGUCCGAGGAGCACCGAUGCGCGGCCCAGAGGGCGGCGGACCUGCUCGGGCUAAACCUGGCCAACCUGGGCAAGGCCUUGCUGACGCGCGAGAGCGUCGUUGGGGGCGAGAAGAUACAGAGGUCGCUCAAGGCAGACCAGGCGGCGUUCGAGCGCGACGCUUUCGUGCGGCUGGUCUACGGCCGCCUUUUCAAGUGGCUGAUCUGUAAGAUGAACCAGAAGCUCCUCAACGGGGUCGAGGUGACGCGGUUUCUGGGGCUGCUGGACAUCGCCGGUUUCGAGAGCUUCGCGACAAAUUCCUUGGAACAGUUGUUGAUCAAUCUAAGCAAUGAGCACUUGCAGGCUCACUUCAACCACUCCUUCUUCACAAUGGAGAUUGAGGUAUAUCGUGCCGAGGGCGUCAACCUGUCAUUUGACGAUGUUGGCUUCAACGACAACAAGGACAUCAUCGAAUUGAUCGCCGGAAAGGGCGGUAUCUUCUCCAUCCUGGACGACUCGGGGACCCUAGCGAAGUCGGCGGACAGCGACCAGAAGUGGGUGGACCGAGCUUGCAAGGAACUCCAAAAUCACAAGCGGUUCGGCGUCCCCAAGUUCAAGGGCUCCUUCACAGUGAAGCACUUUGCGGGGCCUGUGGAGUAUCAGGCCAAGGGCUUCCUCGAGAAGAAUCUCAACAAGCCCCCUCGCGAGGGCCCGAAUUGCAUAGUGACGUCCUCCAACUCCGUUCUGAAGGAGAUCGGGGGCACCGUCAUCGCCGAGCUUGACCUCCUCGAGCAGGCCGCCAAGGGCACGAAGCGAAAGGCGCAGACUGUGAGCAACGAGUUCAAGGAGUCCAUCGCCGCAUUGAUGUCCAAACUGAAGGAGGCCGACCCGCACUUCAUCCGCUGCAUCAAGCCAAACCCAGAGAAGAAACCGGACAUGUUCCACUCACAGCUAGUCAUGGAGCAGCUUCUCUACAGCGGCGCGCUGGAGGCCGUGAAGAUCCGACAGAGCGGCUACGCCCUGCGGAUGCCCUUCGAGGACUUCGUGGCCCAGUACCAUGUGCUGUUGCCGAAGGCACAUCAGGCAGACCUGCUCGGGCGCGAGGGCGACGCCCGCGGGCGCGCCGAGGCGCUGCUGGGCAUGCUGCCAGAGGUGGUGUCAUUCGCGGGGAAGGAGGCGCGGCUGCGGCCGGAGGACAAGGAGGCCCUCUUCGGGAACACCAAGCUCUUCGCGAGGGCUUCCUUCCACGCGAGGCUGGAGAUGGGCCUGCAGCUCCUCCGGGAGCAGGAGGAGGAGCUGCGCCGCCAAGCGAAGGUGGCCCUCCAGGAGGCGAUCCAGAGCCGCGCGGUGCCGCAGCUGCGGGAGGCCAUCCAGCUGUGCCAGGAGGUCGGCGUGCCGGAGGAAGACCUGACGGAGGUCAAGAGGGUGCUCGAGGAGGCGCUCCAGAGGGAGGGGGUGCUCACGAGGAUCCAGGAGGGCAUCGCCGUACGCGACGUGCGCGCGGUGAAGGACGCCGUGGCGGACGGGCAGCGCCUGCAGAUGUCGGAGCAGGAGUUGGCCGACGCGCGGGCGUUCUUGAAGCAGGAGCAGCUCGCGUGGGCGCGCGGCGAGGUCGAGAAGGCGAUGACGGCGAAUCAGGCCGAAGGCCUGAGGACCGCCAUCAAAGACGCUGAGGAGGCUGGCAUACCGAGCGGCGACGAAUUGCUCGCGCGAGCCCGGAAAGCGCUGGCCGCGAUGGAGGCCACGGAGGCGUUGCAGAGCGCGGUGCAGUCCCGCGACGUCUCGCAGCUCGAGGCGGCCAUCCAGGCCGGCGAGCCGGUGCUCGAGCAGGGCAGCGAGGCUCUGGCAGAUGCCCGGCGCGUCCUGCGGGAGGAGGCGGCGAAGACCGCCGCGCGCCAGCAACUCGCGGCGGCGGUGCAGGCGGGCGACCUGGCGGCGCUGACGGCAGCGCUGGGCGCCGCGGAGGAGGUGCGGCUCGAGGCGGGCGAGCUUGAGCAGGCCAGCGCGGCGCUCGCGCUCGCGGAGGCGCGGGCCGCGUGCAGCGCGCAGCGGCUGCGGCCGGCCAUCGAGGCCGGCGAGGCGGCGGGCCUGCCAAGGGGCCAGCUGGACGCGGCCAGGGAGGCGCUGGCGAGGGAGGAACGGCGCGAGGAGGCGGCGGGCGCGCUGCGUGAGGCGCUCGCUGCUGGAGGGCUCGAGCCACUCCAGGCCGCGGUGCGGGCGGCGGAGGACUGCGGGGUGGACGUCGCGUUGCUAGAGGAGGCGCGGGCGGCGGUGCAGCUGGAGGGGCAGAAGGCGGCGGCCCGCGCCAGGCUCAAGGAUGCGACGGACCGCCGCGAGGCUGGCGCGCUGCGGGCGGCCCUGGGGGUGGCAGAGGCGGCCAGGCUAGAGCCCAGAGAGCUCGAGGAGGGCAGGAGGGUCCUGCUGGAGGAGGAGCGCAAGGCCGCCGCCAUCUCCCGCGGAGACGCGGCGGCGGCUUCUGCGAGGGGCGGCAGCGCGGGCGAGGUGAGGCGGGCACAGAUGGAGGAGCUGCGGGCCGCCAUCGACGAGUGCCAGGCGGCCUGCGUCGACGCCGCCUUGGUGCAGGCGUUGAGGGGCCAGCUGGCCACCGAGGAGGCCAAAGACCAGUCGCUGGCGAGGCUGCGGGAGGCGGCCGCGGGGUAUUCUGCCGAGGACCUGCAGGCCGCCAUCGAGGCCUGCGAGUCCCUGGGGGUAGUGGCCCCAGAGCUGUCGGGCGCGAGGCUGCGCGUGACGGUGCUGCUGCAGCAGGAAUCCGCCAAUCGCGCCGUGGAGCGCGCAACAGAGGACGCCGACGCGCUGGCGCUGGAACAGGCCAUCGCCGCGGCGAAGGCCGCUGGCAUCGAUGAGGAACGCCUGGAGCCCUCGAGAUUGCUGCAGCGCCUCCUGGCCGCGGAGGAGAGGGGCGACCUCGAGGGCUUGCGCGCCGCGAUCCAGGCGGUCGAGGACCGGGGACUGCGCGUGGCCCACCUCGCGGAGGCGAGGCAGGUGCUGCAGGACCUGGAGCGCCAGGAGGCCGCGAGCCAGGGGCUCCAAAGCGCCGUGCGCAGCCAGGACGCUGGGCGUUUGCGCGAGGCCAUCGCCGAGGGCCAGGCGGCGGGGCUGCCCGAGUUCGAGCUGCGCCCCGCGCGCGAAGCCCUCCAGCUGGAGGAGCGGAAGGACGAGGCGAGGAGCGGGCUGCAGCGGGCAGUGGAGGGGGGGGACGUGGGCGUGCUGCACUCCGCGCUGGCCGAGAGCCGGGAGUGCGGCAUCCUCGGCGGCCCCGAGCUGGCGGCGGCGCUGGAGGCGUUCAGUGCGCUGACAGAUACCGUGGCCGAGGCGCAGGACCUGCGGGCCAUGCGCUGCUGGCUGCUGCCGGUGCCCCGCGCCCUCCUCUUCGAGCAGUUCUGGCGGUCCGCGCAAGGGGCAGGGUUCGGCGGCAUGGACUGGAAGGCGACUGGGCCGCCACCCGUGGCAGGCGCCAGCGUCGGCGCGCACUUCACAACGGUGCUGGAGGGCGCGUGGCGCGCCAAGAGUGGCACGGUGCUCGCCGAACUCUGCGCCAACCUGCGACUGUGCCGGCUCCGCGAGGGCAGGCCGUUGGAGGGCAGCGAGCCUUUGGGCGCCGCGGCUGCGGGCUUGGGCUACCGCCAGUUGUUCCAGGCCGCCUGGGAGCUGAGGGCCGUGGGCAGCGGAGCGGGCGGCGUGCCAGAGGCGCUGACGAGGCACCCGCUGUCGCUAUUCUGCAUGCUGCUCUACACGCAGCAGGGCGCCGACGUGGACCGCAUGCUGCUGUUCCCGGACGUGCCCGCGCUGCAGCCGAGCGCGGACGCCACGGCCGACGGUGAGCAGCGGGCCCGGACCUACCAGGCCUAUCGGGACCGCCUGGCGUCCGCGCGCUGCGUGCGCAAUUCGGCGGUGGCCGUCGAGGCCAUCCGCGCCGCCGCCGGCUGCACCGACGCGCUACGCGCUCUGGACGCCGAGGGCCUGCUCGGCGCGGCGCCCGCGGCCGAGCUCCUGGAGGAACGCGGCGUGGCCGCCAAGGGGGCGCUGGAGGCGUGGGUGAAGUGCGUGUGCCUGCUGAGCACCCUGGCCUGCGAGCCCCUGCCAGAGCGGACGGUGACGAAGGUGAUGGUGGGCGCACCAGCAGGCUUAGUGUCUCACUUGCGGGGCAGGCGGCCAGGCGACACCAUAUUCUGGGCCGCCCCGCUCAGCACCACGAUGGACGCGGAGGUUGCGAACCGGUACAUCGCCGACAGCGACGCCAGCGUUCAGGACGUGGUAUUGAAGAUCAGCGGAGUGCGGCAGGGGCUGGAACUUUUCCGCGUCAGCCAGUACCCCGAGGAGCAGGAGUUGUUGCUGCCAGCCUGCUCGCUGCUCGAGAUCAAGAAGAUCAGCAGCCGGAACCGCCAGUUGUACGUCGAGUGUGACUAUCGCGACACGCUGCUGAGCAAGGACCUCCGUACCGCUGUGUGGGGCGACCUGCGCGACACAACGUACGAUCUGGCGAGGCUGGUGGCGGAGGAGCGGCCGAGCCCCAGCGCCGGAUCGCCGCCGCCGCUGGUCGCCGGCAGCCAAGGGGCCGGCGGGCGCGUGCCCCGCAGCGCGCAGCCGGUGCAGCCCCUGCAGGGGCGCACCCGCAGCCCGCGGGGGCCAGGCAGCUCGGCCAAGGCCGCCAGCGGCGCCGCUCGGAGCACGACCGCGCCUGGCUCCCGAGCCGCCGGCCCGCCAGGCCCGAAGGGCAUGGCCGGCGCCAGCGCGCCGGGCCCCGCUGGCCAAUCCGGCGCCGCGCUGGAUGCGAAGGUGGAGUCGUUGCUUUCCGUCUUCGAGGUCAUGGACCGCCGAGGUACCCACCAGAUUGGCCGCGACGACUACAUGUGGGCCCUGAAGAAGUUCUCCAAGGACCCCGAGGUGAUGAAGGUUGCUCGGAACGUGGGCAUCAGCUCCCACUUCUUCGAGAGCCCGGAGGACCUCACGCUGCUGCGCUUCCUGUACCUCGCCUUGUCGAACCUUUCGGAAACCGAGAAGGACCGCGCCUUGAGAUUCGCGGUGUCCAGGAUGAGGCGGCAGCGCGUCGCCAGCGCAUCAAAUGCGUGGGUGUGAGGCGUGUUUUUUUUAUUUGUGUCAGCAUGGGGAUGAUGUUCUCAUCUCCUGGGCCCCCUCGCGCGCGCGCGCGCCCGCGCGUCCCUGCGUCCGUGCGCGCCCGCGUGCGCAACAUAGCGCGCGCGGGCGCGCGGGCGCCUGCACGCGCCCGCGCACGCCGCUUUUCAGCGGUCGGGCGCUCCCGCGAGCGCGCGCGCCCGCCCGCGAGAAACUACUGC
Messenger RNA from Prorocentrum cordatum, 6469 nucleotides. NCBI's taxonomy places the organism in Eukaryota, Dinophyceae, Prorocentrales, Prorocentraceae. The record is from the annotation of a GenBank genome assembly.